AUGCCAAGCCAACCUCCCACGUGCCCUACCGCGCCUUCUCUUGAUGGUCUCGCCAUUUUCCUUGCUGAGAGACAGAGAGACAGCGAGAGGAAACAUGGCAUCCAAGGCAAAGGUCGUCGGUGUGAAGAAGACGAAGAGGCGCCGUUCCAAUCUCAGGAAAAGACGGAGAGAGUCCGCGAAGAAGUCGACUGCUCUACGUGUGCGCAGCAAUCCGCCAGAGAAUCCCCACGAGAAGGUAGACAAACGAGCAUUGCAAGGCAUCAUGACAGUAUCGGACUAACCGAGCAGAUUUGCAUCCAAGCCGAUCCCAUGCCCGAGGACUUUGUCUUCGUCCCCAGGGGCGAUCCCUACGUUACCAGGAAUUGCAAAAGUCGCAGCAAAGACGCAGCUAGCACUGUGUAUAUUGUUUAUGACAACAAAGAACGAGCCCAACUUGGCAUAAGAGUCCAAAAAGACAUCUACAAGGAAGUGACCAAAACCGCGCAGCAGACAGCCCAAAACCGCAGAGUGGCAGUCCAAGUACGCGAUGCACGAGAUCAGAGAAAAGCCAAAAUAAUCCUCAGCGAGACAUUCCCUAGUAUGCCAGAUGCAUGCGUCGAGGAAGUUCUGCAGCAUGCUUUCCUCAAGGGCUCUGGCAGAGUUGGACGCACUGCCACGCGGCCGGAAAAGGUCAAGGCUAUUCUUGCCGUAGAGGCGCACAUCAGACACAAAUAUACUCCAUAUGAGCAGCUGCUGCGCGAAGGCAUUGAUCGAGAGAGUGCAAGGGAGAGUGUAUGGGAGUUGGUCAAAGCUAUUAGAGACAAAUGGGCUGAAAAGGACGGAGAAACGACAUGA
Messenger RNA from Talaromyces atroroseus, 834 nucleotides. RefSeq lists its product as hypothetical. Lineage: Eukaryota; Fungi; Ascomycota; Eurotiomycetes; Eurotiales; Trichocomaceae. The transcript has 2 exons. The record is from RefSeq and is a predicted model, not a curated record. Bases 1 to 834 code for a protein of 277 amino acids.